AGCCCCUCUGCCAGCCCAGAGGCGGUGCUCUAGCCCACGGAGUUGGCUGGCUCUUUCGCCAGCCCCAAGUCUGGCUGUACCUGAAGCGGGCUGGGAAUUCCGGACUCUCGCACUCCGUAGUCGCAGAGGCACAAGACGUGCUUGGGAGGGAGCCCUUGACCACUUGUCCGUCAUGGACCUCGCCCGUACCUGCUCCAGCUUCCAGUCAGACCUGGAUUUCUGUCCUGAUUGCGGCUCAGUCCUGCCUCUGCCAGGAUCUCAGGAUACAGUCACCUGCACUCGCUGUGGCUUCUCCAUCAACGUGCGAGACUUCGAAGGGAAGGUUGUGAAAACCUCAGUCGUGUUACACAAACUAGGGACAACCAUGCCUAUGUCGAUGGAGGAAGGACCUGAAUUCCAGGGACCCGUGGUUGACAGGCGCUGCUCUCGUUGUGGUCAUGAGGGAAUGGCAUACCACACCAGACAGAUGCGUUCAGCCGAUGAAGGGCAGACUGUCUUCUACACCUGUACCAACUGCAAGUUCCAGGAGAAGGAAGACUCUUGAUUUUUUAUUUUCUGGGCAACUCAACUAUCCCUCCCUCUCCUCUUCCUUAGAAGGUGAAGGAUAUUGGGUUCCUAGAUCCUUGUCCAUCCUCUGGUUGCAAUAUUUGCUUCCAGAGGAGAAGCAGAUCAUCAUGUGGGGAUUACCAUUGUGCCCAGAGUGCUCCUAUUCCUAGUUGAGUUUUCCUAUUAAAAUUAUAUUUUUCAAUAAGA
This is a messenger RNA of Phyllostomus hastatus (greater spear-nosed bat), 753 nucleotides long. It is a transcript of the gene POLR1H, whose product is annotated as RNA polymerase I subunit H. Gene Ontology annotation, molecular function: nucleic acid binding; zinc ion binding; DNA-directed RNA polymerase activity. Gene Ontology annotation, cellular component: RNA polymerase I complex. Gene Ontology annotation, biological process: termination of RNA polymerase I transcription; DNA-templated transcription. The record is from RefSeq and is a predicted model, not a curated record. Lineage: Eukaryota; Metazoa; Chordata; Mammalia; Chiroptera; Phyllostomidae. The coding region runs from base 173 to 544 and encodes 123 amino acids. The transcript is spliced from 5 exons.